This is a messenger RNA of Trichoplusia ni (cabbage looper), 680 nucleotides long. Its product is annotated as small proline-rich protein 2B-like. Bases 192 to 617 code for a protein of 141 amino acids. Lineage: Eukaryota; Metazoa; Arthropoda; Insecta; Lepidoptera; Noctuidae. The transcript is spliced from 2 exons. The record is from RefSeq and is a predicted model, not a curated record.
UUUUAAAAUAAAAAGAAGGUAACCUGCCAGUUAUUAGGUAAUAGUUUUCUGUACUGCCAGAUUUGCUUUCCGAAAAAAAUAAAGAGCAAAACAAGUUCUUGACAAACUAGUUAUGUCAGAUUUUACAUAAAAUUUUUAGUAGUUUGAUACUAAAAUAAUUAUUUAACAAAAAUAAAAAGUGCAAAAUUGAAAUGAGUGCUCCAUUUUACAGCUACGACCCAUGCGUUUGCUCCGGGUGCCCUUGCGGAGCUUGCUACCCGUACACCACGAAGCCAUGCGUCGCAUCCCGCAAUGAUCUACGACCAUGUUCGGUAUGCCCGGGAGGGGGUUGCUCUCCGUGCCCAGCGCCGGUGCGACCGUGCCCUGAGCCAUGCCCAGCCCCGCCGGUCCUGCCUUGCUUACCACCCUGCCCUCCGUGCGAUAAGCCAAGAACUCCGGUGCCGAAGCCGGUGCCUCUCUGCGAGACGGUGGCGAUUCCCUGCUGUCGGCCGAACCGCUGCAAGCCUUGCCCUUGCUACUGCUGCACGGAGCCCGGUAUAUGCUGUCCCAAGCGAUGCAGCUACCCAGGGGUGCCGGUCUGUGGCGGCUGCUGCGGGCCCUGCAUGCCCGUCUGGUAGUGGAGUCAUAAAAAACUUAAUAGAUUGUCCCCGUCGCGUAAGAAUAAAUACACAUUUUUACAA